AUGGGUAUCAACAAGGACCUUCACAUAGCCAUCAUCGGCGCAGGCAUGGGUGGCCUCGCCACGGCCCUGGCGCUGGCGAAGGAAGGUUUCACGCAUAUCGAUGUCUACGAGGCUGCUUCAGACCUCGGCUUUGUGGGUGCUGGUAUCCAGCUGGCUCCCAACAUGGCCCGCAUCCUGGACAGGCUAGGCGUCUGGAAGCCAAUCGCAGCUGAUGCGACCAAGAUGGAAGGGGCAAGCAUCAGAAAGGGUGCAACAAAUGAGGAGCUGGCAUAUUCUAGCAUGAUGUGGAUCCCCGAGGCGUAUGGAUAUCAACACAUGGUGGGCCACCGCGCGUCACUUGCCGGUGAGAUCUACGAGGGAGCCAAGCGGGAGAAGGCCAUCAACUUCAAGUUUGCGUCUCCCAUCACAGAGGUCAAGACCUUCUCGUCGCGGCCAACCUUUGUUGUAUCUCCGAGGAAAGGAGGAGGUGAGCCGUACACCGUGGAGUGCGACGUGCUGCUCGGCGCAGACGGCGUCAAGUCACAGGUGCGGGUGUCGAUGCUCAAGGAGCUCAAGGUGGACGGCAAGGUGGUCGACUCAGGCCAGGCGGCGUACAGGAUCAUGCUCGAUAGGGACCAGAUGAAGGACGACCCUGAGCUGCUGGCGCUCAUCGACGGGAACCAGAGCACGCGGUGGAUCGGCGAGAAGAAGCACAUCAUCGCCUAUCCGGUAUCAUCAAAGACCAUCUACAACAUCUCCACCGCACAUCCAGACACCAACUUUGCCGCCGCCCCUGACGAGACGUACACGACGAGGGGCAGCAAGGAGUCCAUGCUAGCCGUGUACGACGACUUUGCGCCCAUCUGCAAGAAGAUGCUCAACAUGGUUCCCGAGGCCGAGGUCUGCGAGUGGAAGCUCCGCGUGCACCAGCCGCUGCCCACCUGGGUCCACGGCACCACGGCCCUCAUCGGCGAUGCGUGCCACCCUACACUGCCCCAUCUCAACCAGGGUGCGGCCCAGGCCAUCGAGGACGCAGCCGUCAUCGCCAUCGCCCUUGCAAGGACGCCAGACGCGAGCCCAGAGAGUAUCAACAAGUCCCUGAAGGUGUACGAGAAGCUGAGGAAGGAGAGGGCUGAGGCGUGCGUGGCGAUGGCUGCGGCCAACGGCAAGGAGAUGCAGCUUGGAGAUGGUGCUGCCGCCGCCGAAAGAGAUGCCGCCUUCAAGGCCUUCAAGGAGAACGGCGAAGGCAAAGUCCCUGACAAGGCUGCAGACAAGGGCGUCCUCAGCUUCAUUUAUGAGUGGGAUGCGUCCAAGGAGACGGAGAAGCAGUACGAGAGCAUCUUCCAAAGCCUGUAA
This is a messenger RNA of Cryphonectria parasitica EP155, 1335 nucleotides long. RefSeq names its product putative monooxygenase. The record is from RefSeq and is a predicted model, not a curated record. Gene Ontology annotation, molecular function: monooxygenase activity; FAD binding. Gene Ontology annotation, biological process: secondary metabolite biosynthetic process. The transcript has 3 exons. The coding region runs from base 1 to 1335 and encodes 444 amino acids. Lineage: Eukaryota; Fungi; Ascomycota; Sordariomycetes; Diaporthales; Cryphonectriaceae.